AUGUUGCUGAUAACGUCAAUAACAAUAAUAUCAGUCUCUUUUGGCAUUUACUGGUACAUGAACAGACAUAAGAAAGUGAAGCAUAUAUUGAGUGAGUUGAGAUAUAGUUUGGACAUGCAAGGGGCAGGUGCAGGGGGCUUAAUCGACGAUUGGGUAAACGUUUGGAGAAAUAAAGCAGAGUUGCCAGAUGCAAGUAACAAAGUCGCCGUUAUAACGGGAGGAGCCCGCGGCAUUGGCACAGAAGUUGUUAGAGGACUUUUAAAAGCAAAGAUGACUGUUGUAAUGGGUGUGAGAAAUCCGGAUUCUGUGAAGUCAAUGGUUGAAACAAUGGAAAAUGGCGAAAGAAUACGUGCGUUUCCCUUAGAUUUGAUGUCUUUGAAAUCUGUUAAGCGAUUUGCAGAAAGAGUGUUGAAUGAGUAUCCCAACAUACAUAUUUUAAUUAACAAUGCAGGCAUCAUGUUUGGAGAUUAUAGCCUUACUGAGGACGGAUUUGAGACACAACUGGCAGUCAAUCAUUUAAGUCAUUUUUAUUUAACACAUUUAUUGUUACCAGCUUUAAAAAAUAGUGGUAAAUUAACAGAACCAGCUAGAAUAGUGAAUGUAACAUCUUGUGCUCAUUUUCCUGGAAAGAUUUACUUUGACGACAUUCAUAUGAAGGAACACUAUGAUACAACCGCUGCAUAUGCACAAUCUAAGCUAGCACAGCUAAUGAUAGCUAGGUACAUAAACAAAAUUAUGGAAGAGAAAGAUUUCCCGGUUAAAUGUUACUCAGUUCAUCCAGGAAUAGUUGACACUGAUCUAUUUGAAAAGUCAAAUUUCAACAAAUUUCCUUGGCUCAAAAAAAUGUUCUUCAAGUCGCCAGAGAAGGGUGCUGUUUCUAUUUUGUAUACAUGUUUUGAUGAAGAUAUAUUAUCAAAAGGUGGAUUGUACAUCAGCAAUUGUAAAGAAGGAUUUAGUAAUCGCUUUUCAAAAAAUGGAAGCCACCAAGAAAAGUUAUUUAAGCUGUCUUGUGAUUUAGUGGGCAUACAAACUCAAACAUUCGGAAGAAAU
This is a messenger RNA of Brenthis ino (lesser marbled fritillary), 1050 nucleotides long. The record is from the annotation of a GenBank genome assembly. Lineage: Eukaryota; Metazoa; Arthropoda; Insecta; Lepidoptera; Nymphalidae.